Molecule: messenger RNA, 2931 nt
Organism: Pan troglodytes (chimpanzee)
Lineage: Eukaryota; Metazoa; Chordata; Mammalia; Primates; Hominidae
Gene: WNT10B
Product: Wnt family member 10B
Exons: 8
Coding region: 1007-2176 (389 amino acids)
Biological process (GO): canonical Wnt signaling pathway; neuron differentiation; cell fate commitment
Cellular component (GO): extracellular region
Molecular function (GO): cytokine activity; frizzled binding
Source: RefSeq, a predicted model, not a curated record
GAUGCCUUCUGACUGAGAAAUUUCCCCAGGCCUGAACCUAAAGUCUCAAGUCCCAGAAAUGACUAGGAUUCCCUUCUAAGGCAGGGAAAUCACUCUAAGGAAUAAAUGCCAGUUUUGACCGUGGAUGACUUUAAAGGCUUGAAGUUGAAAAUCAGUAGCAAACCACCCCCCUGGAAUAGGGUUAGAGAUGUAAGUUUGCUCGAUCUCCUGUCUCAGACUGCUGUGCCCGCUAUCCAACAGUGACCCCUGCAGCACGGGCAGGACCUCCAGCAGCACAGACUGGAGGCUGGCUGCCCAGCAGAGCUGCAACGCCACCACCAAGGAAGAGGCACCUUCCAGCCACCCUGAUCUUGGUGGAGAAACUGACGCAAAGAGAAGUGAUGAAAGAUGUGGCCAUUUGGGCCCCAUUCUGGCUCCCUAGGAAGGUUACUACACCCUCCCUGCAGCCUUGGCGACCCCAGAUCAGGUGAGAGGAACUCUGGCCACCUCCUUCUUCAGUGGGGCCAAGCCUGAACCCAGGCGUCGGGGGAGAGGGUGUGUGUGUGUGUGUGUGCGCGCGCGCGCGCCCGGGCGCGCGCGCGCUGGGGGGAGGGGGAGGCUGCAUUCGCCUGGUCAAGGCUGGGAGUGGAGGGUAGGGUGGGGAAGCCCCAGGCUCGGGGAGGGGCUGCAGCUCCGUCAGCCCGGCAGAGCCACCCUGAGCUCGGUGAGAGCAAAGCCAGAGCCCCCAGUCCUUUCCUCGCCGGCUUGCUAGCUCUCUCGAUCACUCCCUCCCUUCCUCCCUCCCUUCCUCCCGGCGGCCGCGGCGGCGCUGGGGAAGCGGUGAAGAGGAGUGGCCCGGCCCUGGAAGAAUGCGGCUCUGACAAGGGGACAGAACCCAACGCAGUCUCCCCACGGUUUAAGCAGCACUAGUGAAGCCCAGGCAACCCAACCGUGCCUGUCUCGGACCCCGCACCCAAACCACUGGAGGUCCUGAUCGAUCUGCCCACCGGAGCCUCCGGGCUUCGACAUGCUGGAGGAGCCCCGGCCGCGGCCUCCGCCCUCGGGCCUCGCGGGUCUCCUGUUCCUGGCGUUGUGCAGUCGGGCUCUAAGCAAUGAGAUUCUGGGCCUGAAGUUGCCUGGCGAGCCGCCGCUGACGGCCAACACCGUGUGCUUGACGCUGUCCGGCCUGAGCAAGCGGCAGCUAGGCCUGUGCCUGCGCAACCCCGACGUGACGGCGUCCGCGCUUCAGGGUCUGCACAUCGCGGUCCACGAGUGUCAGCACCAGCUGCGCGACCAGCGCUGGAACUGCUCCGCGCUUGAGGGCGGCGGCCGCCUGCCGCACCACAGCGCCAUCCUCAAGCGCGGUUUCCGAGAAAGUGCUUUUUCCUUCUCCAUGCUGGCUGCUGGGGUCAUGCACGCAGUAGCCACGGCCUGCAGCCUGGGCAAGCUGGUGAGCUGUGGCUGUGGCUGGAAGGGCAGUGGUGAGCAGGAUCGGCUGAGGGCCAAACUGCUGCAGCUGCAGGCACUGUCCCGAGGCAAGAGUUUCCCCCACUCUCUGCCCAGCCCUGGCCCUGGCUCAAGCCCCAGCCCUGGCCCCCAGGACACAUGGGAAUGGGGUGGCUGUAACCAUGACAUGGACUUUGGAGAGAAGUUCUCUCGGGAUUUCUUGGAUUCCAGGGAAGCUCCCCGGGACAUCCAGGCACGAAUGCGAAUCCACAACAACAGGGUGGGGCGCCAGGUGGUAACUGAAAACCUGAAGCGGAAAUGCAAGUGUCAUGGCACGUCAGGCAGCUGCCAGUUCAAGACAUGCUGGAGGGCGGCCCCAGAGUUCCGGGCAGUGGGGGCGGCGUUGAGGGAGCGGCUGGGCCGGGCCAUCUUCAUUGAUACCCACAACCGCAAUUCUGGAGCCUUCCAGCCCCGUCUCCGUCCCCGUCGCCUCUCAGGAGAGCUGGUCUACUUUGAGAAGUCUCCUGACUUCUGUGAGCGAGACCCCACUAUGGGCUCCCCAGGGACAAGGGGCCGGGCCUGCAACAAGACCAGCCGCCUGUUGGAUGGCUGUGGCAGCCUGUGCUGUGGCCGUGGGCACAACGUGCUCCGGCAGACACGAGUUGAGCGCUGCCAUUGCCGCUUCCACUGGUGCUGCUAUGUGCUGUGUGAUGAGUGCAAGGUUACAGAGUGGGUGAAUGUGUGUAAGUGAGGGUCAGCCUUACCUUGGGGCUGGGGAAGAGGACUGUGUGAGAGGGGCGCCUUUUCAGCCCUUUGCUCUGAUUUCCUUCCAAGGUCACUCUUGGUCCCUGGAAGCUUAAAGUAUCUACCUGGAAACAGCUUUAGGGGUGGUGGGGGUCAGGUGGACUCUGGGAUGUGUAGCCUUCUCCCCAACAAUUGGAGGGUCUUGAGGGGAAGCUGCCACCCCUCUUCUGCUCCUUAGACACCUGAAUGGACUGAGAUGAAAUGCACUGUAUUGCUCCUCCCACUUCUCAGCUCCAGAGCCCCUUUAACCCUGAUUCAUACUCCUUUUGGCUGGGGAGUCCCUAUAGUUUCACCACUCCUCUCCCUUGAGGGAUAACCCCAGGCACUGUUUGGAGCCGUAAGAUCUGUAUCUAGAAAGAGAUCACCCACUCCUAUGUACUAUCCCCAAACUCCUUUACUGCAGCCUGGGCUCCCUCUUGUGGGAUAAUGGGAGACAGUGGUAGAGAGGUUUUUCUUGGGAAAGAGACAGAGUGCUGAGGGGCACUCUCCCCUGAAUCCUCAGAGAGUUGUCUGUCCAGGCCCUUAGGGAAGUUGUCUCCUUCCAUUCAGAUGUUAAUGGGGACCCUCCAAAGGAAGGGGUUUUCCCAUGACUCUUGGAGCCUCUUUUUCCUUCUUCAGCAGGAAGGGUGGGAAUGGAUAAUUUAUCAUACUGAGACUUGUUCUUGGUUCCUGUUUGAAACUAAAAUAAAUUAAGUUACUGGA